Messenger RNA from Aricia agestis (brown argus), 1703 nucleotides. Its product is annotated as transmembrane protease serine 11E-like. NCBI's taxonomy places the organism in Eukaryota, Metazoa, Arthropoda, Insecta, Lepidoptera, Lycaenidae. The coding region runs from base 5 to 1690 and encodes 561 amino acids. The record is from RefSeq and is a predicted model, not a curated record. Gene Ontology annotation, molecular function: serine-type endopeptidase activity. Gene Ontology annotation, biological process: proteolysis; mitochondrial electron transport, cytochrome c to oxygen. The transcript is spliced from 12 exons.
CAACAUGCUUACUCCUCUAUCCAAAAUUUUAUUUAAACAGGUUCGUAAAAUACAUGGCUUAAGCAGAAUCGGGAAUCGCGACGUUGUCGGUUUUGGUAUUAAUGGUUCUGCUAACUAUAAAGAUGACCCUCACUUUCCAUUCCCCGCUGUAAGAUUUAAGGAGAAUACCGAAGAUAUAUGCGCCCUACGGGAGAAAGAGAAGGGUGAUUGGAAGUUGCUUACUUGCGCUGAAAAGAGAGCUUUGUACCGAGCAUCCUUCUGCCAGACUUUUGCUGAGUUCCAGCAUCCAACAGGACAGUGGAAAUUUAUACUUGGAUGGGCGCUUUUCUUAUCUUCUUAUUGCUUUUGGUCCGCCAUGUUUUACCACUGCUAUGUAUACGAGAAGCUGCCGCUCUCGUUUUGUAAGGAAUCUCGGGAGGCCCAGCUUCGUAGAAUGUUGGAUCUACAUGUCAACCCUGUUGACGGGCUCUCUUCUAAGUGGGACUAUGAACAAGAUUGCUGGAAGGUGGCUAUCGUACUUGCUUUGAUCGGGCUAGCUUUGGCUCAUCCGUCGGGAUAUGGCAUCAGCCUAGCGCAACCCCUCGUGUUACCGUCGGCCGUUUCCGUUAGCUCCAGCAUCAUCAAUCACGGAUACUCCAUACCCCGUAUAACCUCCAUUCCAAUCAUCACCCCGAUCAUUAAGCCCAUCAUUGCCACCCCGAUUAUAAAGCCCAUCAUUAGUUUUUCGCAAAUGAUAUUCAGAUUGCUGAUGUGUUUAGUCGCUACUAGCGAAGUACACAGCUCGGAUGAAGAUAAUACAGACACGAUUUCAGAUGAUAUGUAUUUGGAAAACAUGAGAAGAAGUCUAGCUGAGUGGCAGUACGAGGGUUUGCCGAUAGAGGCGCCUGAGUCCGCCAGGAGAGCAGGGAGUGACGUGGGUGACAAACCGGUCAACAUAACAAGUCACCGUUACCUGUCCCCCGAGCUACGGUACCGUGGGUACGAGCAGACGUAUGCCGACAUCAGGGAGUACCCCUACAUCGCGGCGAUGCUCAUGAACGACCAGAUGUGGUGCACCGGCGUCAUCAUCGCACCAGACAAGAUACUGGCCGACGCGUAUUGUUUGCAACUGCAGUAUAUGAACCGAUUUAAUCGAGAACUAGUGAAAGUGUUAAAUAUCCGUGUCGGAUCAGAUAACGCGACAGCAGGGGGCAAACUGUACAAAGCCAGCGAAAUAUUCUUCCACCCCAACUACAAACCUCAUAUCCUGGAGUUCAAUUUUGCUAUUGUUAAGAUUUCUAGGAAUAUCUCUUUCGCAACAAUGAAAGAUGCCGACGUGGCCAAGUACUCUCAUAGGACUUAUAUCCCGGCGGACGACGAUAAUAUAAUAUUCGUUGGUUGGGGGACAGUUUAUGCAAUUGAAGACGGAGGCAAGAUUAUUGUACUAAAGAAAUUCAAAGUACCCGUUUAUAAUCUGGCCGAUUGUCAAGAUAUUCAUGGACGAGACGUGGUAACGAGUGCAAACUUUUGUGCGGGGUUCAUAUCCCAGGCCAAGAAUAUUUGCCACCAUGAUAUGGGUGGCGCCGCCAUACAGGGUGGAGAGGUAGUCGGUUUGCUAUCGUUCGCGUCCAAGUACUGUGACCACCCGGACAAACCUGCCGUGUUCUCCACGGUCGGACGAGUAGCGGACUGGAUUGAGUCGAUAAAAUAAACCUUGCAGUUUA